Molecule: messenger RNA, 2238 nt
Organism: Daphnia carinata
Lineage: Eukaryota; Metazoa; Arthropoda; Branchiopoda; Diplostraca; Daphniidae
Product: condensin-2 complex subunit H2-like
Exons: 9
Coding region: 200-2059 (619 amino acids)
Biological process (GO): meiotic chromosome condensation; mitotic sister chromatid separation
Cellular component (GO): nucleus; condensin complex
Molecular function (GO): chromatin binding
Source: RefSeq, a predicted model, not a curated record
CAUUAAGUUUAACAAUUCACGUUUUACUCCGAAAUUCAAUUUUUGAAUUGGUGUUACUUAACCAUUGUAAUGAUUAUUUUUUUUACGGUUUAGACAAAAUUAGGUGUGUUGUUGUCUUUAGAAAGUGAUGAAGCUUCGUAUGUUUAUAUUUGUUAAUAUUUUCCAAGUGAAGCUUACGUGUGUCGUAGCUUUGUAAACAAUGAGCCAAGCAAAUUUGAGUGGGAGUUCCGUUGAAGAAGACGAUGUCUUCAGCUCUCAGUUUGCAGCCCUUCUUAAACCAAUUCGAGAGCUUACCAAGCAAGGAUUUUGGGAGCUGAAUAUUGCUGACAAGUUGGAAGAAUAUGUCCAGUAUAUUCAAGAUUUACGUAUUGAAGUAAAUGUCAAUGGCGAGCAAAUGAAAUUAGAUUUUGCAAAAGCUGCUAUGGUGGUGCAAAAUAGUACACAAAUCUAUAGCAAAAAAGUUGAACAGUUAUGGCUUUUACUUCAAGAAGUAAUAGAAUUUUUAAGCUCCAAUGGCAACAUCAAUGAAAAUGAGGAAAAUCAAAUCUCGGGAGCAAAGCCCAAAAAAAAUUCCCGCAGGCGACAUCAUAAAGGAGAUAUUGAUCUUUUAACAGAACCUGUUCCACUCAAGUUUCGAAAAUUUGGAUCGAAGUUGAAGAAAAGAGGAUCCAAAGAUACAAAAAAGAUGCAAAUUUUACCAUAUGAAAUCUUACAGCUGGAAGAAGUUAUAGGAAGUUCAAAUCCCUUAAAAAUCAAACUUUACACCCUUUCGAAUGAGCACUUGGGCUACCCUUCUGAUCUUAGAUCCAAUUUCCCUUUUGACCCCCAUAAUUUGUUUCUCAAAAUUCACCAUGCAUAUGGUAUAAUUUCCCAUUCCGAGACCCAUGGCGAAAAUCAGGGUGAGCAUUGCGAUGCGGAUUUAAUCCAAAAUGAACCAAUAGCUGCCGUUACACCAAUUAAUUCAGAUGAAAUAGAACUAGAAGACCAAAUUCCUAAUUUAGACGAUUGGCAAAAUGAUGUAGACCAUGUAUCUGGCAGCGAAAUUAUUCCGCCAGCAAUCGAGGAACACGAAAAUUCUAUUGACAUGAACGGAAGAGUUGUUGAUAGAAUGCGUCUACGAGAUAGAAUUCCUCCUCCUAUUCCUUCUGAAAAUCAAGAAGUAAUAGAUCCCUGGAGUGGUUUGGAGCCCUAUUCCGAUGGAGACACUGUUGCGAAACCUUGUGGACUUCCAAUUCGAUGCAAAGUGCCCUUGUCCUUAAGGAAGCGCAAAGAAGUAGGGAAAGAACCGAAGUAUGAAGAAUCACUUGUUGAUAUCGAUGAAUUUUUGGGGAAAUGCCAAAUGCUAAAAAAGCCCGUACUAAAAUGCUGCCAACCUGAUCCCGAAUUUUGGGAAGAUUACGUUCACUUCACCAAAACAACUGGAACCACUAUAAAAAAGCAACAAAAAAUUCGUCCUGAAAAAGGAAACAUUCCAGCGGAAAUUGGAGAGCUGCAUCGAGACGAUCUCAUUAAUAACAAUGAUGAGGAUAACGAUGGCCCUGAUGGAGAAGACAGAUUUAACGAUUCUGGUGCUCUCGAUUUUUCAAGUGGCAGUUUCCAUGCCGAGGACCCGGUGGGAUCUACGAGUCCAACGAGAGAAUUGGAUGAAUCGAAACAAUUUUUCGAACUUGUUCAGCAGUUUAUGGCCGAGUACACUGCCUCUGCAAAGGAAUUUGUUACAUCGACUGAGUCAACUCGUCGUGUACAAGCUUGGCAUGAGAUGAUACAACCCAGACUUCAAGAGGCCGAAAGUCGUCGCGAUUUCGACAUCCAUCUCUAUGGUAGUCGCAUCAUAGAAGAAUUUGGAUCUAAAGCAGCAAUAGGAAGCCAAUGCUCCUUCACAAAAAUUGUGAGAGAUCAACCAAAAAACGAAGUAGCCCGCUACUUCUUGGCCACCCUUCAAUUGGCAAACGCGUACAACGUCGAAAUUCAGCUACAAGACGCAUUAAGUUUGGAUGGUGUCGAACUAAAGCUCUUAUCCCGAGAGAGGCAUCACGAACAUAUAGAUGGUUUCGUCUAGUCAGCAAAAGAGCAUGCACCAUUCAGGGAGAGACGGCCAUGUCUACAUCGCUGACGUCUUUUUGGUUACCUCCAUCUUUAGAUAUCUCUGUGAUGAAGAAUGUAAACAUUGGCAAGGGUUAUCUUGUUACCACAACUUUCGAGAAUUAUACUUUUACAUACCGUGGGACAGGUCCGAAA